Antrostomus carolinensis (chuck-will's-widow) is the source of this 5327-nucleotide messenger RNA. It is a transcript of the gene CASZ1, whose product is annotated as castor zinc finger 1. The transcript has 17 exons. The annotation marks the transcript as partial. Gene Ontology annotation, cellular component: nucleus. Gene Ontology annotation, biological process: positive regulation of transcription by RNA polymerase II; regulation of neuron differentiation. Gene Ontology annotation, molecular function: DNA-binding transcription factor activity, RNA polymerase II-specific; RNA polymerase II transcription regulatory region sequence-specific DNA binding. The record is from RefSeq and is a predicted model, not a curated record. Lineage: Eukaryota; Metazoa; Chordata; Aves; Caprimulgiformes; Caprimulgidae.
GGGAAGCUUCAUCGCUGCGAGAUUAUGCGGCCACCACCAUGAACGAGUUCCUGGGCAUGUUCGGCUAUGAUGAUCAGAACAUGCGGGAUGAGCUGGCCCGCAAGAUCAGCUUUGACAAGCUGAACGCUGCUACCUCAGAGGCCACUGCGACUGCCGCCUCUCUCCCUGGUGAGGAUGCCAUGAGCAAACGAGCCCGCUUCUCCAAGUAUGAGGAAUACAUCCGCAAACUGAAAGCUGGAGAGCAGCUCUCUUGGCCCAUGCACUUGGCCAAGUCUGAGGAGCUGGGCUCCAAGCUGGGCAAAGAAACUUCCUCAGUGCUGGCACAGCCCAUUCGGGUGCCAGGUCCAGAUGCCUCCAUGACGGAGACCAAAGCCACCAUCCUGCCGCUGCCCUCUCCCAGCAGUUCCCAGAUGCACGGCCUGAUGUCACGGGCCUCCAAAUAUGACUUCUUCAUUCAGAAGCUGAAGACGGGUGAGAGCAUCAGGCCACAAAAUGGCAACACUUACAAGAAGGCCUCCAAGUAUGACCUAGAAAAUGUCAAGUACUUGCACCUUUUCAAGCCUGGAGAAGGAAGCCCAGACAUGGGAGGAGCCAUUGCCUUCAAGACAGGCAAAGUAGGCCGGCCUUCCAAGUACGAUGUGAGGAACAUCCAGAAGCUCACUCCAGUAAAAGCUCCAACACCCAGCCUGGCCCCUGCUCCCCUCGCCAGCACCCCCAGUAGCACUCCUGUGGCUGGGCCAGAGCAGUCCGUCUCAUUGCCAUUCAACACUCCUGAAUACCUGAAAUCAACUUUCUCCAAGACAGACUCCAUCACAACUGGAACAGUCUCUACAGUAAAGAAUGGAUUACCCACUGACAAACCAGCUGUCAGCGAAGACGUAAAUAUUUACCAGAAGUAUAUUGCCAGGUUCUCUGGCAGUCAGCACUGUGGACAUAUACACUGUGCAUACCAGUAUCGAGAACAUUACCACUGCCUUGACCCAGAGUGCAACUACCAGAGAUUCACUAGUAAACAGGAUGUGAUUCGGCAUUACAACAUGCACAAGAAACGUGAUAAUUCCCUCCAGCACGGCUUCAUGCGCUUCAGCCCCUUGGAUGACUGUAGCGUGUACUAUCAUGGCUGCCACCUGAAUGGGAAAAGCACACACUACCACUGCAUGCAGGUGGGUUGUAACAAGGUCUAUACAAGCACCUCUGACGUGAUGACCCAUGAGAACUUCCACAAGAAGAACACACAGCUCAUCAACGACGGGUUUCAGCGGUUCCGUGCCACAGAGGACUGCGGCACUGUGGAAUGCCAGUUCUACGGGCAGAAAACCACUCACUUUCACUGCAGGCGACCUGGGUGCACAUUCACCUUCAAGAACAAGUGUGACAUUGAGAAGCACAAGAGCUACCACAUCAAAGAUGAUGCCUAUGCCAAGGAUGGCUUCAAGAAGUUCUACAAGUAUGAGGAAUGCAAGUAUGAAGGCUGUGUCUACAGCAAGGCCACCAACCACUUCCACUGCAUAAGGGCAGGCUGCGGCUUCACCUUCACCUCCACCAGCCAGAUGACCUCCCAUAAACGCAAACAUGAGCGCCGGCACAUCCGGAGCUCGGGAGUGCUGGGCCUACCUGCCUCUCUGCUGGGGUCCAAGGAUAAUGAGCAAGAGGAGUCCAGUAAUGAUGACCUCAUUGACUUCUCCGCUAUGAGCUCGAAGAACUCCAGCCUGAGUGCCUCCCCCACCAGUCAACAGUCUUCCGUUUCUCUCAUAGUCCCAGCUGCACCCUCCUCUGCUGCUGAGCUUGCUUCCUCACAGGCCAGCAAGUCUGCCAACAGCAUGACACCAGCCACCAAGAUCUCUGGCCUGCUCUCCCAGGCUCUUCCCAGCAAUAUACCCUUGGCCCUGGCACUCUCCAACUCAGCACUUCCUGGAACAGCUGGAUCCUUCUUCCCCAUCAUCCCCAGUCGGGUCUCUACACCACUUCCUGCCACCUCAGCUAAUCUGAUGGCUGCUGGUUCUUCUGGCACCAAUCCAACAUCAUCUGCUCCUGCAGAUUCCUCAUCCCAGGCCAUUUCAGGAUCUGGUGAGCCAGUGGCUACUUCUUCUCCAGCUCCAGCAGCAUCUAUAAUGGAAAGGAUCUCUGCUAGCAAGGGAUUAAUCUCUCCUAUGAUGGCCAGGCUGGCAGCAGCUGCACUCAAGCCCUCUGUGGCACUUGAAGCAGGAAAUGGACAACCAGCAGUUCCCGGACGGUUCAAUCCAGUUCAGGUGAAGCAGGAACCUGUGGAGGCCAUGGGAUCGUCAUCUGCCACCAGUCAGGAGUCCUUGCAGGAGCACAGCUUGGACCUGAGCGUCAAGGAUCAUGGUAAUGAAUCAAAUGGCCACACAGUCUCGGCAAAUUCAUCUCUUUUAUCCUCGCUUAUGAAUAAGAUGUCCAAGAGCAGUGGCAGCCUCGGCAACCUGCUGAACAUUAAGACAGAAGGGGAGGGCAGCCAGGCUGGGGCUGGAGAGCCAACACAGUACUUGGGCAAGGCAGUGAAGGCACUUGUCCAGGAGAAGCUCUCUGAGCCAUGGAAGAUGUACCUGCGCCGGUUUGGUACCAAGGAUUUCUGCGAUGCGCAGUGUGACUUUCUCCAUAAGGUGCAUUUCCACUGUGUCGUGGAGGAAUGCGGUGCCCUCUUCAGCACCCUGGAUGGAGCCAUCAAGCACGCCAAUUUUCACUUCCGAACUGAGGGUGGAACUGUGAAAAGUAACUCUGAGUCUCCCUUCUCAACUACUACUGAGAAUAAGGCUUCACUGGCCCCUUCGUCACCAUCUGCUGCUUCUGUCACCAUGGCAAGUGCUCCUGCCCUCGAUGUGCCCACUCCAAGUCCAGCCACUGUUCCCUCUGCCCCCACACUGCUAGCUUGGAAGCAGCUGGCUUCAACCAUACCCCAGAUGCCUCAGAUCCCAGCAUCAGUGCCUAACCUGGCAACUUCACCCUUGGCAACGACUUCCCUGGAGAAUGCCAAGCCUCAGGUCAAACCCGGAUUUCUCCAGUUCCAGGAGAAUGAUCCCUGCCUGGCAACGGACUGCAAGUACGCCAACAAAUUCCACUUCCACUGUCUCUUUGGGAACUGCAAGUAUGUGUGCAAAACCUCUGGCAAAGCAGAAUCCCACUGCCUGGACCACAUCAACCCCAACAAUAAUCUGGUGAAUGUGCGAGACCAGUUUGCUUAUUAUUCGCUGCAGUGUCUCUGUCCGAACCAGCACUGUGAAUUCAGGAUGCGAGGGCAUUACCACUGUCUUCGUCCUGGCUGCUACUUUGUGACUAACAUCACCACCAAGCUGCCCUGGCACGUGAAAAAACAUGAGAAGGCAGAGAGGAGGGCAGCCAAUGGCUUCAAGUAUUUUACCAAGCGAGAAGAGUGUGGCAGACUAGGUUGCAAAUACAACCAGGUGAACAGCCACUUCCACUGCAUUCGAGAGGGCUGCCAGUUCUCCUUCCUGCUCAAGCACCAAAUGACAUCCCAUGCUAGAAAGCACAUGAGAAGGAUGCUGGGGAAGAACUUUGAUCGUGUUCCUACUCAGGUUAUUGGCCACACUCCAAGAAAUGAAAAUCUCCCCCAGGUUGGCAGCAUGGCACCCAGCCCAGCCUCAUCAGGAACCCCAGCUUCCUUUCAGGGACCCCCGAGCAUGAUGGACACGGAAACAGAUGAGUAUAUGGACUACACUGGCUGUAGCCCUGGGGGCAUCUCCUCUGAAUCUUCCAAUAUGGACCGCAGCUGCUCCAGCACUCCAGUGGGCAAUGAAAGUACAUCAGCAGGCUGCCUGGUACCUUCUACUGCUACUGCUGCUGCUGAUGAUGCCCACAAUGCACCACAACCUCAACCACCAUCUCUGCCUCCAUCUUUCUCACAAGCCCUGCUUAGGUCUCCCCUUCCCACCCUCCCCUAUCUUUUCUCUCCAUCUUGUCUCUCAUACUCUCUGCUCAGUGCCACUCUUGGAUCCAGCAGAGGCAUUGUCAUGCCUGCCGCCAGCACCGCUGGGUUUUCGCCCAUCAUUGCCACUCCAACUCCAGUAAAAAGUGACGUUCCCUUAGUUCAGGAUGCAGCAGGGAAUACCAUCACUAUGCCAACUGCCUCGGGGGCCAAAAAGCGUUUCUGGAUUAUUGAGGACAUGUCCCCGUUUGGCAAGCGCCGCAAGACCGCAUCCUCACGCAAGAUGCUGGAUGAAGGGAUGAUGCUGGAGGGAUUUCGGCGCUAUGACCUCUACGAGGACUGCAAGGACUCCAGCUGCCAGUUCUCUCUCAAGGUUACCCACUACCAUUGCACGCGGGAGAACUGUGGCUACAAGUUCUGCGGCCGCACCCACAUGUAUAAGCACGCCCAGCACCACGAUCGCGUUGACAACCUGGUAUUGGAUGAUUUCAAACGCUUCAAGUCUUCACUGAGUUGCAACUUCCCAGACUGUCAGUUCUCUGGCAAUAGCACACACUUCCACUGUCUGCGCUGUGGCUUCCGCUGCACUGACAGCACCAAGGUGACAGCCCACCGUAAGCACCACGGCAAGCAGGACGUCAUCAGCGCUGCUGGCUUCUGCCAGUUCAGCUCAAGCGUGGACUGCGAGGUGCCAGACUGCAAGUACAAACUCAAGUGCUCCCACUUCCAUUGCACCUACCCUGGCUGCAAACACACAGUGGUGGGCAUGUCACAGAUGGACUCACACAAGCGCAAACACGAGAAGCAGGAGCGAGGGGAGCUUCCUGCCAUCUCUCCUGGCCCCGAGGGCCUUGCCCACUCCACUCUCGAGUAUGACAUCCAGAACUCUUCCAUCAACCUGGACAGUUCCCUCAACCUCAGCACUGACAACAACAGCUCCCUCUUCUUCCUGCAGAAUGCGGCUGGUGUGGGCCUCAAUGAUUCCCUGGACCUCAGCAAGAAGCAGUCAGAAGUCACUGAAGGUCCAUCACCGAGCAGAGCUGGGACCGCGCCUCAGGAGAGGGGUGCGGUGGCAUCUGGCUCUGGUGAUGUGGAGGACGAGGAUGACUCUUCCCAAGAGGAUGAAGAGGAUGAUGAGGAGGAGAUGAAUGAAGAAGAGGAGGAUGAUGAAGAGGAGGAUGAUGAUGACGACGAUGAGGAGGAUGAUGAAGAGGAAGACCUGAACACGGAUUCUGAAGAAUCGCUGCCUGACCCUGAGGGCUUGGCCACUAAAGAAGAUGGAGAACCAGAGGAGGUUGCUUCUUCCACAGACCAUGGCGAUGCUUCCAGGCCACAGGGUGAGCCAGCCCUUACUCCAGCCCCAGCUCCUGCUCCAGCCCCAGCCGCUGCCCCAGCCUCUGCCAUUGCUCCAGAAGCUUCUCCUUAA